Melospiza melodia melodia is the source of this 3387-nucleotide messenger RNA. RefSeq names its product enhancer of zeste 2 polycomb repressive complex 2 subunit (gene EZH2). Gene Ontology annotation, biological process: heterochromatin formation. Gene Ontology annotation, molecular function: chromatin binding; protein binding; histone H3K27 methyltransferase activity. NCBI's taxonomy places the organism in Eukaryota, Metazoa, Chordata, Aves, Passeriformes, Passerellidae. The coding region runs from base 845 to 3106 and encodes 753 amino acids. Gene Ontology annotation, cellular component: ESC/E(Z) complex; nucleus. The record is from RefSeq and is a predicted model, not a curated record. The transcript is spliced from 20 exons.
UUAUCUUGUUUUGGCAUUUAGGGUACUUGAAACAGAAUACUAAAAGGAAAUUUUUAAGUUUCUAAGCAGUAAAGUUUAGUUUAACAUAUCUGAAAAAUAGCUAGCUGCAUUUGAACAAUCAUUUUAUUGUGUUGUGCUGUGUAAAAUCCUGUAACAAAAAGAUUAUAUUAGUACUUUAUGAGGUGGUUUGGUAAAGUUAAAAACUUCAGGUCUUAAGCUUAACUCAUUGAAUUUUGAUACUUGAAAUGCAUUCUUAAUGGGGGUAUUUGGAUUUUUUCCUUUUUUCUAGCAAGUACUGAAUUUUUCUGCAGGCUUGUGGAAAAAUGUUGUUAAUCCCUUCUGUUGCUAAAAUUCUGCAUUUUUGGGUUGAAUGUGAAAAUUCAACCCAAAUGUCCUAAAUUCUGCUGCCCAAGUAAAAAUUUUUUCUGGUUUGUGAAUAAGCAUAGAAGGGUGUGAUGGGGUGUGGUUGGUUUUCUUUGGUUUGUUUUUUUUCCCUUUACGUUCUUUAGUUGCUUGAAAGAGUUAUGUAUUGGCUUUCAGGUAGGGUUUAUUAUAUAGUAAUUUGUCCAUUAGUAAGAUUGCAUAAGCUCAGGCUGAAAGACUUGUGUGCUGUCUGGAUCUGAUAACAGCUUACAGCUAAAGAGCAUGCCUGCCACUCCAGAGCACGCUGAUGUAUGAAACCAGUGCCCGUUUGUGGUUUCACUGCCUGCUCUAGUUUUUCUCUACUGUUGGCCUGAUUUUCUCUAAAAUUCUUCCUGCUUUAUAGUUGUGCAGAGGAUGCCACAGCUGUGGAUGGGAUCGUGAAACUCAUCUGUGUUUCUGAAAACAAGUGCAAUCGAUAAUCAUGGGUCAAACAGGAAAAAAAUCUGAGAAGGGACCAAUUUGUUGGAGAAAACGUGUAAAAUCAGAAUAUAUGAGACUGAGGCAGCUCAAGAGGUUCCGACGUGCCGAUGAAGUAAAGAGUAUGUUUAAUUCUAAUCGUCAGAAGAUACUGGAAAGAACUGAAAUCUUAAAUCAAGAAUGGAAACAACGUAGGAUACAGCCUGUCCACAUCAUGACUUCUGUGAGCUCAUUGCGCGGGACCAGGGAGUGCUCUGUUACCAGUGACAUUGAUUUUCCAAAACAAGUCAUCCCACUGAAGACUCUCAAUGCUGUUGCUUCUGUGCCUAUAAUGUACUCUUGGUCUCCCCUUCAACAGAACUUUAUGGUAGAGGAUGAAACUGUUUUACAUAACAUUCCGUAUAUGGGAGAUGAAGUGCUUGACCAGGAUGGUACUUUUAUUGAAGAACUGAUCAAGAAUUAUGAUGGGAAAGUGCAUGGAGACAGAGGUGAGCCCAAACACUCAGAAUGUGGAUUUAUCAAUGAUGAAAUAUUUGUUGAGUUGGUCAAUGCCCUUGGUCAAUAUAGUGAUGAUGAAGAUGAUGAUGAUGGAGAUGACAAUCCUGAUGAAAGAGAUGACAAGCAAAAAGAUCGGGAAGGUAACAGGAUGGAGAAAGAAACCCACCCACCUCGGAGAUUUCCUUCUGACAAGAUAUUUGAAGCCAUUUCCUCAAUGUUUCCAGACAAGGGUACAGCAGAAGAAUUGAAAGAGAAAUACAAAGAACUCACUGAGCAGCAGCUUCCUGGAGCUCUUCCUCCUGAGUGCACACCGAACAUAGAUGGACCAAAUGCUAAAUCUGUUCAGAGGGAGCAAAGCCUGCACUCCUUUCACACACUCUUCUGUAGGCGCUGUUUUAAAUACGAUUGCUUCUUGCAUCCAUUCCAUGCAACUCCCAAUACUUAUAAGCGAAAGAAUACAGAAACAGCAUUAGAUAAUAAGCCUUGUGGACCUCACUGUUACCAGCAUCUGGAGGGCGCGAAGGAGUUUGCGGCCGCGCUGACGGCGGAGCGCAUCAAGACGCCGCCCAAGCGCCCCGGCGGGCGGCGGCGGGGCCGGCUGCCCAACAACACCAGCAGGCCCAGCACGCCCACCAUCAACGUGCUGGAGUCCAAGGACACCGACAGCGACCGCGAGGCCGGCACCGAAACCGGCGGGGAGAACAACGACAAGGAGGAGGAAGAAAAGAAAGAUGAAACUUCCAGUUCCUCUGAAGCAAAUUCUAGGUGUCAAACACCAAUAAAGAUGAAGCCAAAUAUUGAGCCUCCAGAGAAUGUGGAAUGGAGUGGUGCAGAAGCUUCAAUGUUUAGAGUUCUUAUUGGCACCUACUAUGACAACUUCUGUGCAAUUGCCAGACUGAUUGGGACCAAAACGUGCAGACAGGUGUAUGAGUUUAGAGUAAAGGAAUCUAGUAUUAUUGCACCAGUCCCUGCUGAAGAUGUUGAUACUCCUCCCAGAAAGAAGAAAAGGAAACACAGGUUGUGGGCUGCUCAUUGCAGAAAGAUACAGCUGAAAAAGGAUGGGUCAUCGAAUCACGUUUACAACUAUCAGCCAUGUGAUCACCCACGUCAGCCUUGUGAUAGCUCAUGCCCAUGUGUAAUUGCUCAAAACUUCUGUGAGAAGUUUUGUCAGUGCAGCUCAGAAUGCCAAAAUCGUUUUCCUGGGUGUCGUUGUAAAGCACAGUGCAACACCAAGCAGUGCCCCUGUUACCUGGCUGUCCGUGAGUGUGACCCUGACCUCUGCCUCACCUGUGGAGCAGCUGACCACUGGGACAGCAAAAAUGUUUCUUGCAAGAACUGCAGCAUUCAGAGAGGAUCCAAAAAACACUUACUAUUGGCACCUUCAGAUGUGGCAGGCUGGGGAAUUUUUAUCAAAGAUCCUGUACAGAAGAAUGAAUUCAUCUCUGAAUACUGUGGUGAGAUUAUCUCUCAGGAUGAGGCAGACAGAAGAGGAAAAGUGUACGACAAAUACAUGUGCAGCUUUCUGUUUAACUUGAAUAAUGAUUUUGUGGUUGAUGCAACACGCAAGGGCAACAAAAUUAGAUUUGCAAACCAUUCAGUAAAUCCCAACUGCUAUGCAAAAGUUAUGAUGGUUAAUGGUGAUCACAGAAUAGGAAUAUUUGCUAAAAGAGCCAUUCAGACUGGUGAAGAACUGUUCUUUGACUACAGAUAUAGCCAAGCUGAUGCCCUUAAGUAUGUGGGCAUUGAAAGAGAAAUGGAAAUCCCUUGACACCAGCUACCUCUUCUUUUAAACAAACAGCUGCCUUAUCUUCAGGAAUUUCUAGUACUGUGGGCAAUUUUAGAAAAAUACAAAUGAUGCAAUUUGAAAUUCUGUAUUUGCAAAGUACUGUAACAGUAAUUUAUAGUAAUGAAUUUUAAAAAAACCAACUUUUUAUUGCCUUCUCACCAGCUGCAAAGUGUUUUGUACCUAGGAACUUUUGCAAUAAUGUGGUGUGGUACAUUUUUCAACCUUGAAUAAAGGAUACUUGAACUUCUUCAUUUUUACUGGAA